AUGUACCAUGACACCCUCCUAAAGUACAAGUCGACCUCUCUCAACCAACUCGCAUUACUAUGCGGACUCCCCACUAAAACCAAUAAGAGAGCCAGAGUGGACUGUCUUGUGCAAGGCUUGAAUAUGGUCUCGAAGUUGCACCCAAAAAGUCCAACCAUUCUAUCCGUGGAUAUAGGGAUCAAGAACUUCUCCUAUUGCAAGGUCAAGUUGGCCGACCUUGCUGAGAUCUCAGAGCCGUCCAUUGUCGACAAAUGGGCCAAGGUCAACCUCCACGAUACAUACGGUUCUGAUUACGUGCCCUUGUUAGACCUUGAUACUCUCAUAGACUCUAAACGGUACAUCAACUAUAUCUGCAAACGGCUCGUUAGUGACAUAGUUGAUACACCUGAUAUCGUUGUGAUGGAAACUCAAAGAACGAGGUCCAACAACAAUGCCAUCACUCUUCCAAAUGUUCUCUUGAACUACACUUUCGAGAACAUUCUUUACGCCAAUUUAUAUAACUCGCUUCCUAAGUGUGUGAUCGUACCGAUGACGUCCACCUCGAUGAUCAACUUCUGGAUCAAUAGGUUUGUCUCCAAGGAAUCGUUGCGCAAGCACUCAAAAUCCUCCAAAAAGAUUAGGCUGCAGUUAUUCUUCCAUUGGCUUGGUCUGUCAGACGGACCAUUCAAACUUCCUGCUGAAGUUCAAGACAAGAAGUCUCUCUUGAAAUACUUGGAUCUACAGAAGAGUGACAAAAUUGAUGAUUUAGUUGAUAGCUUGCUCUACAACUUAACUAUUAGAACGCAGGUGUCGAAUCAGAUCAACCUAUUGCGUUGGAUCGACAAGGAUUUGAACGAAUUCAUCAUCCGUAGGAAUCUUAGCCAACUCAAUCAUAUAUAUCCGUUAAUUCAGGAUUUGGGCCUCCGAUGGCACGAAGAGUUCGAGCUCUACAUCGACUACUUUUUCAGAGCAAACAAUACUUUGCCAAAGAUCAUUGACGAGAAUUCAAUAUGUGAAUUUAAGAAACUAUCUAAAUUGCAAUGA
Molecule: messenger RNA, 1023 nt
Organism: Scheffersomyces stipitis CBS 6054
Lineage: Eukaryota; Fungi; Ascomycota; Pichiomycetes; Serinales; Debaryomycetaceae
Gene: CCE1
Product: cruciform cutting endonuclease
Exons: 1
Coding region: 1-1023 (340 amino acids)
Cellular component (GO): mitochondrion
Molecular function (GO): Y-form DNA binding; flap-structured DNA binding; crossed form four-way junction DNA binding
Source: RefSeq, a predicted model, not a curated record